Molecule: messenger RNA, 6717 nt
Organism: Chironomus riparius
Lineage: Eukaryota; Metazoa; Arthropoda; Insecta; Diptera; Chironomidae
Source: the annotation of a GenBank genome assembly
AUGGAGAAUAGGAUGAUAAUCAACAAUAUGAAUUUGGCUAUUAAUAACAUUAAUUCAAUGAAAUCAUCAUUGAUGCAGCGUAUUAGUUCCUAUGCUUCCAUCACCAAUAGCAUCAACAAUAAUAGCAAUCAAUUGACAGAUAAUCAAGAAGAAGAGUCAUAUCAUUAUAUAAUGGAAUUGUCACACAGCCUUACACUGAAUGAGGAGGCUUACAAUCAAAUUCCACCAGAAAAGAGGCCCGUCUUUGUCUUUGAAUGGCUGAGAUUUUUAGAGAAGGUCUUGGUCAAUGCCAACAAAGCUGAUAUAAAAGGAUGUCAAAAGAAAUUGGUUGAGCAGCUAACUGCUCACAUGCAGAACUCGCCGGGACCGCCAACAAGAAAAUUAAUCGCAAGAUGUUUGGCAACGUUAUUCUCAGUCGGUGAUACGUAUCUAUUGUUUGAAACUGUCAAUAAAUGUAAUGACAUAUUGAAGAAUAAGGAUGACUCGCCAAGUUUCCUGUCAACAAAGUUAGCUUCCGUGAGCGUUGUCGGAGCAAUGUACGCGCAACUAGGUCGAAUGAUGGGAAGGUCAUACGAAGAGACUGUCCAAAUUCUCUUAAAGUCACUCCGAAAUGGCGAGUCUCAAAUGAGAAUAGAAAUUUUAAUAACAUUAGAGAAAGUUUGCGCUGGUAUGGGAAAUGCAAUAUCGAAUGUCCACAAAGAGAUUUAUAAAUGUGUACGUGUAUGCUUAUCGGAUCGUGUGAUGACUGUUCGUGUGGCUGCCUCAAAUUGUUUACUCGAAAUGCUCAAACAUGCACCGUUCUUGUUUACCGUCGAAUUGGAAUCGAUGGCAUCAUUGUGUUUUCGUGGAUUUGAAGGAUCAACUUAUGAAGUUCGAUGUGCCAUUGCUCAAUUACUUGGUAAUUUAAUAGCACAAACACAAUUACAUCAACAGACAACGGGAAAGAAUCCAAUGAUGAAUCAAUCGAUGACGUCAUCAUCAUCAGCUGGAAAAUUGAGGCUUACAUCUUUAGAUGAAGCUCUUGGAUUUUUAAUGUCAGGAUUUUUACGUGGCGGUGCAUCGUUCCUUAAGGGAACUGGCGAAAUGAUUAAAGGAUCAUCUGGAACAAAUCGUGAAGUUCGUGUUGGUGUUACACAUGGAUAUGUUGUAUUUGUCGAAACAAUGGGCUCAGUAUGGCUCGAGAGGAAUAUGCAAACAUUUUUAAUACACGUGCUGGAUUUAGUCGCUAAUCCAAAAGCCGCAUCAUCUCAUGUCGAAUCUGUUUACUCAAGAAAAUGCAUAAAUUUCAUUUUACGAUCCGUUGUUGGCAAAAUGUUGGGCGAGAAGGCACAAUCAAGUGCAUGCAAGGAAUUGAUUCAUAUCAUUGCCAAACAAAUGAAUUCAAUUGAUUUUAAUCCAGAGAAUGCAAAGGAUGCAAAUCAAGAAACAUUAUUUAGUCAACAUCUGCUCGUCUGUGCUUUACAGGAAUUGGGAAGUUUAACAUUAGGAUUGGGAACAACAGCACAAAAUUUACUUUCAGAUCAGUCAUUAAAUUUCAUUGAUGCUGUUUGUGCUGUUUUAGUACAUCCAUGUCUUGCUGCACGAUUGGCAGCUGCUUGGUGUCUUAGAUGUGUCUGUGUUGCUGUUCCAAGUCAAAUUACUCCAUUAAUUGAUAGAUUUUUGGAAGCAAUUGAGAAGAUGAGAUCCUCACCAGAUGCUGUGUCAGGAUAUUGUGGAGCAUUAGCUGCAGUCGUUGGAAGUGUACGAUACUCACCGCUCGGAAUUCCACAUACAAAAGGAAAAAUAAUUUUCAAUACAGCUGAAGAACUUUUAAGAACAGCUAGUCAAAACUCACGAUUAAGUCUGAAUCGUACGCAAAGUGGAUGGUUACUUAUUGGCUCAAUUAUGUCACUCGGUAAUUCAGUUGUUAAAGGCUUAUUGCCAAGAAUGUUGCUGUUAUGGAGAAAUGCAUUUCCAAGGUCAACAAAAGAACUUGAAUCGGAAAAGGCUCGAGGUGAUGCAUUUACAUGGCAAGUUACAUUGGAAGGAAGGGCAGGUGCAUUGUCUGCUAUGCAUAGUUUCGUACAGAAUUGUCAGGAAUUGGUCACUGACGAUAUAAUAAGGAGAUUGCUGACUCCAGUUGAGAGCUGUUUGGCGAUGCUUGUUAACAUCGCGCCAAUCGUGAAAAGCUACAGUCAGCAUUUGAAGGCACCGUCGGCAAUGGUACGAUUAAGACUAUACGAGACUUUAUCAUUGCUUCCAUCAAAUUCCCUUGAAUCUUCCUAUACUCAUCUUCUGAGAAUGCUUGUAUCAGAAUUUACGUUAACUGAAAAUCCAGCAAAUACAACAACGUCAUUGUUAAGAGACAUGUGUAAUGCACAAGAUUCUAUCAUUUUGGGAACGUGGCUUCAAGAGACAGAACAUAGAGCUAUUGAGGAUCAAAUGGAACCAAAUAGAAAAGCUGAUGAUCAUCUACAACCUAAUAGCGCAAGCGGAUCUGGAGCUCUUGAGCACGAUCCUUGCUGUCUUUAUCGUCCACUUCCUAAAUUCGAACAAUGUCCAGGACCACUUCCAUUGGGAGUUACAGUUAUCGAUAUGAGUGCCACAUUAUUUGGCAAUAUAUUCUCACGUGUAUCCAAUAAGCAUCGUCUUCAAAUGUUGGAACAUUUCAGUGAAUGUAUAAAGCAUGCAAAGAGUCAACGACAAGAGGCUGUUCAAAUGAACAUUUUUACUGCUUUACUUUGUGGAUUAAAAGGACUUACAGACAGUAAAAGUUCUAUUGGACUUGAUGAUGUAAAGAAAUCAGCAACAAGCUUGAUUAUUAAUGCUCUCGUGAGUACGAAUCCAAUUUUGAGAUGUUCAGCUGGUGAGGCAUUGGGAAGAAUUGCACAAGUUGUUGGCGAUUCAAGAUUUACAGCAGAACUGGCACAGACAAGCUUCGAUAAAUUGAAAUCAGCACGCGAUGUUGUGACCAGAACUGGACAUUCAUUAGCCCUUGGAUGUCUACAUCGUUAUGUUGGUGGAAUGGGAUCGUCACAGCAUUUAAACACAAGUGUAUCAAUUUUAUUAGCAUUAGCACAAGAUGGAUCAUCUCCAGUCGUUCAAGUAUGGUCAUUAUAUGCUUUAUCAUUAAUUAUUGAUUCUGGUGGUCCAAUGUUUCGUGGAUAUGUCGAGCCUGCAUUAUCAUUAGGACUGAAAUUACUCUUGUCAGUCUCACAUUCUCAUGUUGAUGUCCAUCAAUGUAUUGGACGAAUGUUGGCAGCUUUAAUCACAACAAUUGGACCCGAACUUCAAGGAAAUGCAACAUCAAUUUGUUCUAUUAGAUCAAACUUCCUUUGUGCUUGUGCAUUAAUGCAAGCUCAUCCAGAUCCACUCGUUCAAGCUGAAGCAACUGGUUGUUUACAGCAGAUUCAUCUCUUUGCGCCACGUCAUGUCAAUUUAUCAUCACUCGUACCGACUUUAUGUCGUACAUUAUCUAGUAAUUAUUUGAUGCUUCGUAAAGCAGCUAUUGCAUGUUUACGUCAAUUGACAACGAGAGAAGCAAAGGAAGUAACAGAACAUGCUAUUUCUAUUUUUGCUGACGACGAUGGUCUAUUGUCUGAAUACGGUUUAAUGGGCAUGUUAUUUGGAAUGUUGGAUACUGAAUCUGAUUCGGAAAUGAUUAAAAAUAUCCAUGAUACAAUUACGUCGAUGCUACAAAUGCUAGCUGCCGAUAAUUUAUCUCAAUGGUUGAGCAUGUGUAAGAGAGUAUUAACUGUGGCUUUGGAAAGUGAUUUAGCUGGAGCUGAACCAUCGAAAGAUGCUGACGGUGACGAAGAUGAUGAUAAUGCUGAAUUUCAUACAGAUGAACCAACACAGACACAUCCAGCUGUACAACCAAGAUGGAAAACUAGAGUUUAUGCAGCAGAAUGUGUCAGGAAAAUCAUCACAACAUGUGAACAGGCUAGUCCUAAACAUUUUGACUUGAUGGCUGCAAAGGAUUUAAAUAGUCGCGGUGAUUUCCUCGUCUUGCAUCUCUCUGACUUAAUAAGGAUGUCAUUUAUGGCGGCAACAAGUGAUUCUGAUCAAUUGAGACUCGAAGGAUUGAAAACUUUACAGGAAAUAAUUGACAAGUUCGCAAGAGUUCCAGAACCUGAAUUUCCAGGACAUUUAUUGCUCGAACAAUUUCAAGCUCAAGUUGGAGCUGCUUUAAGGCCAGCAUUUGCUAAUGAAACUCCAUCACACGUUACAGCAGCAGCUUGUGAAGUUUGUAGUGCAUGGAUUGGAUCGGGUGUCGCUAGAGAUUUGAAUGAUUUACGUCGUGUCCAUCAACUUUUGGUACAAAGUUUAAGUAAGCUACAAACAAAGACAGUCUCAACUCAAUUAUAUAACGAAAGUAUGGCGACAUUAGAGAAACUCAGUAUUUUAAAGGCAUGGGCUCAGGUCUAUAUUGUCGCUAUGAUCAGUAAUGGCACAUCACCUUCAAAUUUGGUUCUUAAGAAACUUAAAAGUAUUCCAAAUUCCUUCAAUACACCGUCUGAUGAUGAAAUGUUUGAUGAAUAUGAGCAACGUGGUGAAAGUUUGUUGUCUCUCGUUCAACCUGAACUUGAGAAUUUAUCAAGGAAUUGGCUAGCAGCAUUAAGAGAUUAUGCAUUACUUUCACUUCCACCAGAAUACAAUAGUCAAUUGCCACAUGAUGGCGGAGCAUUUUAUACACCUGACACAAUCAUCAGCUCAAAGCCACAUUAUCAAAGUUCAUGGCCACAAAUUCUAUAUGCGUCAGCAUUGUGGCUUAAUGCCGGUGGAUUUGAGAGUGGAUUAAAGCCAAAUACAUCAGAUCUUGAGAAUAGCGAGAAUGUCAAGACACAGACGAUAUCUCAUGGCAGUUUAAGUGCUGAUAGAUUUUAUCUAAUGUUUGGAAUUUGUAUGGAAUCGCUGUGCUCAACAAGAUCAAAUGAGAAGCUUGAUUGUGUCAUUGCAUGUCUACAGUCACUAUAUACAAUCUUUGAUUCUAAAUGGGCACGAAAAACGAUGGCAAAUACAAAGGAAUUGCUUGUUGAGUUAUCGAAUGUAUUGUAUAGGCAAAUUUUGACAAGAGACAGUCUCGAGGUUCAAUUGUUGUCUAUUGAGAUUGUCAAGCAGUCAAUUAUGAUUGCAAAAGAGUCACUUGAUGCCAAAGCGAGGGAUCCAAACGGAAAUGAUAUUGAUGAGGAAGGAAAUCAUAUCGAGAAUGCAGAAGACAAUAGAAAUGAGGACAAAAAGGAGGAAAUUGAAGAAGAAUCAAAGCCCGAGCAUGAAAUAACGCCAGGACGAUCACAUAGCUAUGCUGUAUUGGAAGUGAUUUUAUGUCUUCUCGCUCGUUAUUGCCCGGAAUUGAAUCCAUCACAAACAACACGUCUAACGAAUGAUAAAUUGAUGUCAAGUUUAUGUACGAAUGGAAAUUAUAAACUGAACGAUGACAGUAAUAUGCUUGUAGCAUCAGCAUUACAGGCACUUGAAGAUCUUCCACGUUUAUGUACGGCAGAAGGUGCUGUGAAAAUUCUACCUACAAUUUUAUACCUUACAACCGGUGUCAUUCAACAAAUGUCAAUGAAAUCCAUCCACGACAAUACAAUAUUGGCAAAUUGUGCAUCAAUGCAAGCCUCAUUGCAUCUUCUAAAGUCACUGACCACAGACAAGUAUGCAACUGACGAAAAAUCUAUGGAUGAAUGGCGAAACUACCUGGAAAGUGCAUUAUCGAAAAUAAUUGACCUAACCAAGACGGGAAUUGAUGAUGAUAAGAAAAUGGAUGAAGUGACUGUCAUGUUAGCUAUUGCUGUAUUUAUCCUCCAUACACCGAAAAUUGUCAUGCUCCCUAAUUUCCAAUAUCCAUCAAUCAAUCUCUUCCGACAAUGCUUCCAAAAUGACUCAAACUUGAUUCGCUUAAAAUGCGUCCAAACGAUUCGAUCGAUAUUUAUUAAUGCUGAUUUGAAGGUUGCCACGCCAUAUAUUCAUGCAUUAGCACCGAGAAUUAUUGAGAAUCUUUAUGCUGAAAGUACGAAAAUGCCAAAGGAUGAGAUUGAAUUAGCAUUAACAUUUGAGAGUAUUACGACAGUUGAUUCCUUGAUUACGUUGGCUGAACCUCAGAAUAGAAUACAAAUGUUGACAUUACUGGUGCCAAUCUUAAUUAGCUUCUUAUUGGAAGGGAAUCAAUUGAGAUCUGCAACAAAAUUCACAAUCCAAUUGCACGAGCAGAGUCUUCAGUGGUUGAUGAAAAUUGGACCCAAAUAUCCUCAGCAAUUCAAAACACUCAUGGGACAAGCGCCAGAAUUACGUAGUAAAUUGGAAGCAGCCAUAAGAAGUAGUCAACAGCAGGCAGCAAAUAUUCAAAAGGCAAACACAGAGACAAAAGAGAACAAAACAGUUGUGACACAGGCACCACAGCCAACUAUAAAAUUGAAGACAGAUUUUAGUAAUUUUUCAUAGAAUGUUGAGACAGGACUGAAACUAAUCAUGUUAAGGAAGUGAGAAGUUGAUUGAAUUGAUAAAAGAAAAUUAUUUAACAUAAAAUGAAGUUUUAUCGUAGGUUCUAAUAAUGAGUUUCCCAAUUUAGUGUUCCAAGUUAAGAACUUUUAUUUUUCUAAUUAAAAGAAAAUGUUUCUGAAAAUUAAUUAUAGAAAGAUUAAUGAAGUAUUUGAGUUGUUAAUGAAUUUAAUUAAUUUUUUAUUUUGAAUUGUAUUGCAUUUAGAGGGCAAAUAUUAAUAAAAAAUUAAUAAUGGA